GUGACAUCUUUGAGCCUUACUACACUGGCCAGGUGAUUGAUGGGAUAGCCAUUGAGAAGUCACAGGAAAAGUUCACCCGAGCCAUCAUCAUCAUGACACUGCUGUCCAUAACAAGCGGUGUGUGUGCAGGUCUGAGGGGUGGUCUGUUCUCAGUCUGUAUGGCCAGACUGAACAUACGACUACGCAACCUCCUCUUCAAGUCUGUCACCCAACAAGAGAUAGGCUUCUUUGACAGCGUGAAAACAGGUGACAUCACAUCUCGGUUGACCUCUGACACAUCCACCAUGUCAGACAUGCUGUCCCUGAACCUGAACAUUUUCCUUCGGAGCUUCGUGAGAGGAGCAGGCACCCUCUUCUUCAUGUUCAAGUUGUCAUGGCAACUCACCAUCUUCACGUUAGUGAUUGUCCCUGUUGUUGCUGGUGUGUCCAAAAUCUAUGGAAAGUACUUUAAGAAAUUAUCCAAGGCUGUACAGGACUCCCUCGCCAGAGCAAACGAGGUAGCAGAGGAGACAGUUGCAUCUUUGAGGACAGUUCGCAGCUUUGCACAUGAGAAUGGGGAGUGUGACAGAUACAG
Molecule: messenger RNA, 574 nt
Organism: Branchiostoma belcheri (Belcher's lancelet)
Lineage: Eukaryota; Metazoa; Chordata; Leptocardii; Amphioxiformes; Branchiostomatidae
Product: ATP-binding cassette sub-family B member 9-like
Exons: 4
Biological process (GO): transmembrane transport
Cellular component (GO): membrane
Molecular function (GO): ATP binding; ABC-type oligopeptide transporter activity
Source: RefSeq, a predicted model, not a curated record